CCCUUAUUUCGUACUGCAGACAGCCAGAGGAAGAUCCAUUCCAGUUGAAUAAACAAAAAAUGGCAGGCUUCAAGCUCCUUCUCUCUCAAUCACGCCGCCUUUCUCUCCCUCAUUUCUCCUCCUUUGCUUCCCUCCCUCUCCAUAGAUCCUUCUCUUCUUCCCAAUCUCUCCCUAUUCAACCAGUCUCCUACUCCCCCAAGCCCAAAGACCCACAACCAGACCACUGCCCUCAAUCUACUCCUGCUUCCCCCGAAGGUCCUCGAUCCAUGUGGAGCCGGGAGGACCUCCGUUAUGUCAAAGACGUACCCAAUGUCUCACCCAUUUCGUAUCCCGCACGUGUGGCCCCUCUCCCCGAGGAUUCAUCUGAACGAGGUGGGGAGGUGAAGGACGAAGAAAGCGAGGAGAUGGCGAGAGAAAGUCGAGGAAUUCAGGCGGAAAGUCGAGUUUGGAAGAAACAUUUUAGGAUUACGGCAGAGGAGGAGAAAGUUCCCUUCCCUUUGCUGAUUAUGCCUGAAAAAAAGAACGAGAAGCGUGCUGUUCUUGAUUUGACGGAUGCCAUUAGGGAAGUCAAGGCUACUGCCAAGGCGAAUUUCGAUGAGACCGUCGAAGCUCAUGUUCGGUUGGGUAUCGACCAAAAGAGAUCCGAGCUGAUUGUUCGUGGUACAAUGGCACUUCCUCAUGGUGCUAAGAAGGAAGUUAGGGUGGUGGUUUUUGCUGAAGGAAUAGAUGCUGAUGAGGCUAAAGCUGCCGGAGCUGAUAUUGUCGGUGGCGUGGAACUUAUCGAGGAAAUUGCAAGCACUGGCAAGGUUGACUUUGACCGAUGUUUCUCAACACACAGUUUCAUGAAACGCCUUUAUAAGAUAUCAAAGAUUCUGAAUCAACAUGGUCUGAUGCCAAACCCCAAACAAGGGACUGUCACCAAAGAUGUUACCAAGGCAGUCAAAGAAGCAAAACAAGGUCAAGUAAAAUUCAGAAUGGACAAAACAUCUAUUGUCCAUGUCGGAAUUGGAAAGGUGAGCUUGUCAGAUGAGCUUUUGCGUGACAAUGUUGGUGCAUUUAUGAAUUCACUUUUGCAAGCAAAGCCAGCAGGACUAAAGAAGACUUCCAAGUAUGCAGGAUAUGUGAACUCCUUCCAUAUAUGCAGCACAAUGGGUCCGGGUUUUCGUGUCUCUAUACAGUCGUUGUCCAGAGCAGCAGAUCACUACAGCAAAGUAUAUCUUAACGCCUAAUUCAUUUAUCCAGACUAGCAGAACACUACGGUGUAAUUGCAUUUCAUUGCCCGAGUGGAUGGUUCCUUGGCAACCAAAGUGCAUUCACUGAAUCUCUUCAAGAUUUAAGGUUUUGUCUAAUGCCAAGAUGUUGGUAUAGGAUGAUUAUAAGAAUCUGGCUACGAUUUUGUUUUCUCUUGGAUUUCUU
Messenger RNA from Hibiscus syriacus, 1416 nucleotides. Its product is annotated as 50S ribosomal protein L1-like. Lineage: Eukaryota; Viridiplantae; Streptophyta; Magnoliopsida; Malvales; Malvaceae. The transcript has 10 exons. Gene Ontology annotation, biological process: translation. Gene Ontology annotation, molecular function: RNA binding; structural constituent of ribosome. Bases 60 to 1229 code for a protein of 389 amino acids. The record is from RefSeq and is a predicted model, not a curated record. Gene Ontology annotation, cellular component: large ribosomal subunit.